GGAUAAAGACAUUAUUUUCCUUUUCCUUCCUGCCUUCCAGAUUUACCCUCUAUGCGGUGGAUACACGAGGGAGACACUCAGAGCUGAGCACGGUCACCCUGAGGACCGCCUGCCCACUGGUAGAUGACAGCAAGGCAGAAGAGAUAGCUGACAAAAUCUACAACCUCUACAACGGCUACACCAGCGGGAAGGAGCAGCAGACGGCCUAUAACACACUGAUGGAGGUCUCUGCUUCCAUGCUUUUCCGAGUCCAGCACCACUACAACUCCCACUACGAGAAGUUUGGAGACUUCGUCUGGCGCAGUGAGGAUGAGCUGGGGCCCAGGAAGGCACACCUGAUCCUGAGGAGGCUGGAGAAGGUCAGCAGUCACUGCUCGACCCUGCUGCGCAGUGCCUACAUCCAGAGCCGCACCGAGACCAUGCCCUACUUGUUCUGCCGCAGCGAAGAAGUCCGGCCUCCCGGCAUGGUCUGGUACAGCAUCCUAAAGGACACCAAAGUAACGUGCGAGGAGAAGAUGGUCUCCAUGCUGCGCAACACGUACGGGGAGUCCAAGGGGCGGUGAGGGAAGGUGCGGGCCUGGAGCUGUGGGAGGCAAAGGGACUCCGAGGAGUCAAGGACUCGUGAUAUGCUGAGUGGCUGGUGGGGUUCGGGGUCGGGUGGUGUUCGGAGGGGUGGAAGGGGACAGCAAGGCCAAGCAGGACUUUCUCAUGCAGAUGGCAGAGAAACAAGAAAUCAGCAAGUUGGACUUUAAUUUCUUUUCCUUUUUUUUUUUUA
Balearica regulorum gibbericeps (East African grey crowned-crane) is the source of this 775-nucleotide messenger RNA. The record is from RefSeq and is a predicted model, not a curated record. Lineage: Eukaryota; Metazoa; Chordata; Aves; Gruiformes; Gruidae.